This is a messenger RNA of Paramecium tetraurelia, 876 nucleotides long. RefSeq lists its product as uncharacterized. The transcript has 4 exons. The record is from RefSeq and is a predicted model, not a curated record. NCBI's taxonomy places the organism in Eukaryota, Ciliophora, Oligohymenophorea, Peniculida, Parameciidae.
AUGCUAUUUGUCACAGAAUCCAAAUUCAUCAAUAUCUCCCACCCUCGCAAAUUGCUCUCCCUCAUAUAGGAUUACGAACUCAAAUUCCGUCCUGACUCUCCUAUCACUCAAAAAGCCAUGGAAAGUCUAGGAUAAGAUCGUUAUCACUUUCGUCGAAAGAAUAAGUUCGAGUUGCAUUAUGAUUUUGAGAUCCAAAAAAUCCCAUAUACUGAAAAAGACCUCUAGAGGGCCUAUCUAAAUUACUUGAGAGAGCUCAUCAUGGAUUACUAGAAUCUCUUUGAUGGCAGGAAACGAAUCAAGGCUGAUUUUCAAAGGAGGCAGAGAGAAGAAGACGAACUCAGAGGCUAGUAUUUUCAUAUUCUCAAACUUAGUAAGUGGCCAGAACCUGUGAAAACCAAAAGGUUUAUAAGCUCAUUUGAAAUACUCAAUUUGGAUCAGAAAUUGCAACUAAUUGAAGACGAGAGGAACAAAGAACAAAAAAUUAAUGAUUGCUUUGCUAAAUAGGCAAUUAAGUAGGAAUUGGACAGAAGACUCAAAAUACAAGAAAUCUCGCAAAGGGAAGAGAAACUACUUGCUACGCGUAAAGAGACCUUUGAUAAUCUCAAGAAGAAAGCAGCAUCGGAGAAUAAGAAAGUUUAUGAGAAAUUAUAAAUUCAUUAAUAAAAAGUCAGGGAACAAAUAGAAAAUGAUUUUCAAAAUUCAAAAUCUAUUCAAGAGAAAAUGGAAGCCAAAUAAUUUUCAAUUCAAUAACAAAGAACUAAAAUGAUAUCUGAGAUUGCCUCUCGCAAUCGUAAGUUAGAAGAUAAGAUUAAUCAUUUUAAAGAUGAUUUCGGUAAUCGUUUGAUGGAGGAUCUUACGAGAAAACAACAAGCUUGA